Messenger RNA from Macrosiphum euphorbiae (potato aphid), 213 nucleotides. NCBI's taxonomy places the organism in Eukaryota, Metazoa, Arthropoda, Insecta, Hemiptera, Aphididae. The record is from the annotation of a GenBank genome assembly.
AUGGCAUCAACUAUUGAGCCUUCAAGACAGCUUCUGCAUUCUUCUAUAACUCUACCAGCAACACUGAAGGAACGCUCACUGCUUGCGCUGGACGCUGGUAUAGCAAGUACUUGUCUGGCUAGUUUUGACAAGUACGGAAAUCGUAAUGUUUGUUUUGACCAAAAAUCUAAUAUUAAUUGGUCAUCAGUUAUAUCAUAUGUGUCUUCUCUAUAA